Molecule: messenger RNA, 8362 nt
Organism: Dinoponera quadriceps
Lineage: Eukaryota; Metazoa; Arthropoda; Insecta; Hymenoptera; Formicidae
Exons: 9
Coding region: 464-5308 (1614 amino acids)
Source: RefSeq, a predicted model, not a curated record
CAGUCUCGCCUCGGCACUCGAGGAGAUUGUAUUGCGUGUUUCUGCACACACCGCUCUACUGUCAUCAGCACGGAAGCUGACGCCAUUCACACGAUCCACGCGAAUCGAUCCGAGAGAAGUGUUCCAGUGGACGACCCGCGGAGGCACCCGGGAAGAUCACACCUGCGUCCACCCUUAACUCGGACAAUCCAUCGGACGGGAAAACAGUGCACCUCGUGCGGAGCAACCGAGGGAAAUCAUCGCCCCUCGUCCCACCUGGGUCGGGAAAAUUGCCGCGAAAUCGCCAAGAGUCAAACACGUGCGAUCACUCCGUUUCGCAGGGAUGCGAACGCAUCCGGAAUAAACGGCCGCGAGCCUCGAGGGGGUUCCACCCGGAAGUCCCAUGUGACCCGCUGCACCGUGGUGCGUGGCGCCUUACUAUUGACUUUACUAUGAACUCUGUUGCGACUGAUACUAUGAGAGGAUGAGCUGCUCGGUGAAAAUCUCUUGCGGCAAGAGCUGGAGCGGCUCGCAGCGCAGGAUCAACUCCCUGGCGGAGGAGACGACGAAUGCCAGUUGCUGCGCCGGCCUGCAGGCCACCCAGCCGACGACGAGCGCGGCAUCGACGACCACCACUACGACCAACACCACGACCACCACGACCACCAUCACCGUAGCCUUCAACAGCCCCGUAACCGCCGCCAACGCUACCAGUAUCAACGGCUUUCUCGCGGCUGCCGGUAAUCAGAGGGUCGUGCCACCACGCCCCGUCAAGUCGAUCGCCGCGAAGAAAGGGGAGGACACGACCAAGUUGCUGAAGUACAUCGACGAUAACGUCAUCGGCAAGAACGGCACGUUCUUCGGGCCAUUCGGCCGCAGGAAAGUGGUUUAUUGCGACUAUACCGCCUCGGGAAGGUCACUACAGUUCCUCGAGGACUACAUCGCGAAGGAGGUACUGCCAUGUUUGGGCGACACUCGAGCCUCCACGUCCAUCUGCAGUCUGCAAUCCUCUCUUUUUAGGCACGAAGCCAGAGACAUCGUCAGACACGCGGUCGGAGCCGGCGAGCAGGAUGCGGUGUUGUUCGCAGGUCAAGGCACCGCCGCUGCCCUUCGCACACUUUUACGACAUCUCGAUCUCUCGAAAUCCACCGUGGUCUUUGUGGGCCCGUUCGAGCAUCACGCCAACCUGAGGCCUUGGCGCGAGCUCGAUGUCAAGAUAGUGCGAGUUUCCGAGACCCGGGAGGGCUUCUUAGAUCUGAACGAUCUCGAACGGGGCCUCGCCAGAAUGCGGAGCGAGGGCGUUGCGCAAAUGAUCGGAUGCUUCAGCGCCGCCAGUUGCAUAACGGGGGUUUUGGCAGAUGACGUCGCGACGACCCUCCUGUUGCACCAAUACGGCGCGCUCAGCGUGUGGGAUUACACCACCGCAGCGCCGUACGCGCAGAUCGACAUGAAUCCUCACCUGCCCGGCGUCGGCGAGACCGCGGUGCACAAGGACGCGAUCAUCUUCGCCGGCCACAAGUUCAUCGGCGGCGUCCAGUCGCCGGGUAUACUCGUGACGAAGCGGUGGCUCCUGCGGGACGACGUCGAGGCCGAGGACAUGCGGGACUCCCACCGUUACCAUCGGGAUCCCGAGCUGCGGGAGGAGAGCGGCACCGGCGGCGUCGUCGAGAGCAUCCGAUGCGGGCUGGCGGUGCAGCUGAAGGAGAACGUCACGCCGAGAGCGAUCGUCGCGCGGCAGGAUAAGAUAUCCAGGCAAGUCUUGGCCCACGUGCGCACAAUCCCGGAGCUGAUCUUGCUCGGCAGCUCGUCGCAGAACGUGAAGCGGCUGCCCAUCUUCUCGUUCAUGGUGCGCCAUCCCCGCGGCACCUUCCUGCAUCACAACUUCGUCUGCGCCGUCUUGAACGACGUCUUCGGCAUUCAGGCGCGAGGAGGAUGCGCGUGCACCGGUCGCUACGCUCAUGAUCUUAUGGGGAUCGACCGGGAGCUCGCCAAGGAGUACGAAAACAUCCUCUUGGAAGGACAACGCACCGGCGCGGAGGAGACCACCGCGGAGGGCCUGAGGCCGGGCUUCGCCCGGCUGUCCUUCCCUUACUUCAUGAGCGAGGCGGAGGUGGCUUUCGUCCUGGAGGCGCUCAAGAUGGUGGCCACCGAGGGCUGGAAGCUGUUGCCGCAGUACGUGCUGAAUCCGGACACCGGCGAAUGGCGGCAUCACACCAACAGCGUCUUCAAGGAGCGCAAGUGGCUGGGCUCGAUCAGGUACACGGACGGCAGGAUGAACGCCUCGGAGAGACGCGCCUCCGGCUCCGGGGUCUUCCCGCAGAAUUACGGCGACUGCCUGCAGACGGCGCGCAACAUCUUCAACCGGGCGCGGAAAAUGGCGCAGCGGUAUCCGCUGCAGAUCGACAAGAGCUUCAACUUCGUCUGCGCGCGUAUGGAGGCGUUGCGCUGGUUCAUGCUGCCGAGCGAGGCGCAGGAUCUCCUGCUGGGCAACUCGCAGAACGUCAAGCAGGACGUGCCGUUCAAUCCGUUGCUAGCUUGGAACAGAUACAGCAGCCACGCGACGACGGUCGCCACCUGCCACGACAGUCUGGUGAAUUGUCUGGCGCUGGCCAACGGCAUUCGACGGCUGAACAGCGACAUCCCGCGCACCGGCAACCUGCCGGUCUCGUCGGCCUCGCCCAGGCACCGGAGCCUCCCGGCGCUGAGCACCGCCAGACGCACCACCCUGAUAUCGCGAUCGGAACCGAGCCAGCCGACGUCGUCGUCGAGCAACAGCGAGGAGGAGAGCCCGAAUCAGAGCGAGCACGGCAACCUGUCGGGCGGCCAUCGAUCGCCCGCCACGUGCCCGAACUCGCCGAUGCCGGUGAGAUUCGCGGUGGGCGAGGCUGUGACCACCUCGAUGUUGGGCUCGAUAUCCCGCACGACCGCACGGCCGACGAAGGAGCAGCGGGAGCUGGUGGACGCGGCGAACGCCGGACGCGCGAGAUGCAAUUCACUCGGCAGCACUACGGACGGAUGCAACGCGCCGGGAAAUCGCGCCGGUAACGCGUCCGCUUCCUCGCCGAUCCCACUGAGCCCGCAAACUCUGACCAGUCUGGGUCUGAGCACGAUGAACAGCUCGUCGAAGCGGCGUCUGCACUGCAGCUGCAGCAGCCAGACCGAGCUGAACUCCUUGGAAUUGGACUCGGCCGCCAGCCCGAGUCACUCGAUUUCUUCUCUGAACUGUCACAAUCCGGCAUCACCGCCGUCUUCGUACUCCUCGACCAGUGAUUACACCGAGCGGCUGGUGGGCGGCGGGAGAUCCUCGCCCAUUGCGACGAACGCCGGCCAGAGAUCCGAGGACGAUCUCAGCGCGUACGUGAAGGAGGUGACGAAGGAGCUGGCGACGGAGAUCAAGUCGGAGAUACGCGAGGUCAUCUCCAAAGUCGACGACGCCCUGUCGGAGACGAACACGUCCGAGAGCACGCCGCAGCAUCACUCGCGAGCGCACAGCGCGAUCAAUCAGACGUACACGGAGGAUAAACAGAUGAGGCACGAUUCCUUCACCGCCAGCGACAUCGCAGAGUACCUGAUGGAAUUCUCCAAGGAAAUGGCGAGCGAAGUGAAAUCCGAGAUAAGGUGCAUGGUGAACGCGGUUGACGGGCUUCACAGGUACUCACCGGACGCCUCCACGUCGGACGUCUCCUCGAACGGCUGCGGCUCACCCGACCGGAGUAGGAUCGUGCUUCCUUCGACGUCCCCGCGUUUCUCGAGCGCGAGGAAGAGCGGUCCGAUAGAGAUCACCAGCAAGGUCGGCGAGUUGUCGCAGCAGGAGAGCAAGAUGUCGAGCGAGUGCUCGUCGGACGAGACGGUGAUCUACGUGAUGAAGCCGUCCGAGAGCGAGCAAGUGGUUCGGGGUCGCUCCAAGACCGAGGACGAGGAAGUGGAGAACGACGUGGACGACUACGUGGACGACGACUCGCAGGAAGGUCGCGGUGGCCUCGACAUCGGCGACGCUCGCAAGGUCUUGCCGAAGAUCUACUCGGCCGUGAACUCGGUCAGCUCGCAAGACAGCGGCAUCAACCUGUCCUUCCACGAGAGCGACAAGUCGAUCGACUCGUUGGACUUGAAGCGUAGCAGUAGCGCGGAGUCCAACUCAGCUAACAGCCACGGCAGGAAGCCGCGGACGCCGUCGAUGGCGAGUCUGUCGAAUAAGAACGGCGGUAAGCAGCAGGCGCGUCAGAACGACAAUCUGUCGGAGGACGAGGAGUGCACGAGUGAUCUGCGGGAGGAGGAGGGCGACGGUAAGGAGGACAAGUCCGAGGACGGUGAUUCUAGGCUCGAGUUUCCGCGGUCUCAGUGGCAUUGCCCGCCGAAGAACAUCUGGAAGCCGUCGGUGGAGGCUAUGCAGGAAUUCGACAUGAUUCGCGACAACGAUAGGGUGAUGGUAUGCCUGUCGGCGAGCGGCAAAGACUCGCUCUCUCUGCUGCACACGCUGCAUCAGUACAGAUUCUACGCCAGGUCGAAGGGGAUCGACUUUGAGAUCGGCGCGGCGACGGUCGAGGCGGGCGGUGCCGAUCCGUUGGAGCUGAUGAGCUACCUGAAAACCUUGGACGUGCCGUACUUUUACGAGGAGCAAGUGACGAGCAGCGCCAGCGUCGGGAACAAUCUGUUGGACGCCAGCGGAGCGUGCAGCUUCUGCGACAGGUCGGUCAGGACGCAGCUGUACUCCUUGGCGAAACGGAACGGCUACAACGUGUUGGCGCUCGGUCAACACUUGGACGACCUUACGGAGAGUUUCCUCGUCUCGGUAUUCCACGGCGGCGUGCUGAAGACCAUGAAGGCGCACUACUACAUACGCCGGGAGGAUCUCAGGGUCGUCAGACCGUUCAUCUACGUGCGGGAAAAGGCGCUGAAGCAGUUCGCCGAGAGCAAGAAACUCAGAGUCUCGCAGGAAUCGCGGUCGCCGCUUCCGUCCGAGAAACAAAACAAGAGGAAGGAGCUGAUGCAGCAACAGGAACGCGCGUAUCCUCGACUGCACUGGUCCGUGCGCACCGCCCUGCGUCCUCUGAUCACCGCUCACGGUCAGAUCACCGCCUUCGACUUCGGCAACAUCGCCAACAGUCCGAGCAGCACCAGCAGCAGUUUGAGCAGCACCUGCAGCAGCACCAGCAGCGGCAGCGUAAGCGGCGGUAACGGUAGCAGCGGCGGCAGCACCGCCGCCGUCGCCGCCAGCGGCAACCAGCAGAAGCGACAUCGGAGGACCAAGACGAACGCUCUCGCGACCACGUCGUCGUCGACCCAGCAAACCGACGAGAACGACGAGACGGACGAGGAGCCUGUGCUCUGAGGAGGGCCGACCGCGAGAUGGGACCACGAUCGCCCCGCGGUCUCAUCCUCGCGUCUCCGUCGCAGAUGCCCGACGUCGACGUUCGCCCUCGUCAGAAGGAGACGGCUGCGCUUCGCGGCUGCGGUCGCCGCCGCCAAGGUCAACGAUCAACGCUCGCGCGCCGAGCACGGCAAUUGAGCGGCGCGCGUUCGAAACGCGCGACCUUCGACGAUGGGACUUCUCUCUCUUUCUCACUUCUCUUCUUUUUCCUACAUAGAGGGACUCUGACUUCGAUGACUGAGGCACUUGUCACUGAGAAUAUCUGCAUACCGUCGCAUAGCACGUCACAUGGAGUCGCUUGCGUUUCUGAAAGGUUACUCGUGUGUGCACUUCUUCGGGAAUAGGAUUUUUCGGAAAAGACGAAGCCGUUUUCCGACACGGAAUCUGAAUACUGCUGUGCGGAAUGGGAGCCGUCGCGAGUUUCUCGUGGGAGACGAUCUCGGCCGAAGGGGGGUCGUUUCUUCCCUCGUAAGAACGGUCGGAAGCAAACGCGGCGGACAAUCGGGUGGAGGAGAGCCGAGGAGGAAGAGGAGCGGAAGGACUAUCGAGGCGAGUUAACGACCGGGAUUUCGAACGGGGAAGUCGCUCUCUGUAGUUCGUCGCCGACGUUGCGCCGAGGAAUCACUGCGGAUGCAAAAGACAAAGACGCGGCCGGCAGGACGCUUACUUACUUAAUAAGCGACGAUAAUCUAAGGACAAUGUAAGCAUAAGGUUUGUCGUGUUUACGAGACGAGGUAAGAACGCUUGUUCGCGGAUUGCCGGGCGUAUCGGCAGCCGUGAGACUGCGGCUGCUGCGGCCAGCGAUACGACACAAUGGUCGUCCCGAUUGAUCGACGAGCCGCACAACGGUGCGCGUCGCAUUGUCAUCGCGCGUCAUACAUGCACGUCCGCGAGAGCGACAGCGAGCGCGUAUACGAUUAAGGCUCGCGAUAACGCUUCAGAGACGCGAUAAGCGAUAGCUGCUUAAUACCGAAACCAGAUUAUGUGUUACAUAUACUCCACAAAAGAGAAGAAGAGUCAUGCGGNGGGGGGGGGAGAUGAGGAGAGUCGCGCGACCGGGGGGUCGAGACCUCGACCGCUCCCCCGACGACGAGAGGUCCAGCCGCGGCGAUACGUCAAGUAUACUCUUUUUUACGCAUAUACAUAUUUUUUAUUUGAUAACUCUAACGAUUAAGGUCGCGAAUCGCGAUCGUCGGAGAACGCGAGUUUUUCUAAGCGAUAUCUAAGCCGCGGCUCGACGAACGAAUCCUUUUUCUAACGGCGUGCCCUAACAACAACGCUGCCUCCCCGACGGCUCGACGACGGGCUCAUUUUGUUGCGGUCAGGAAAAUGCGUCCUUCGGACUUGAGCCGGUCGGGGACUCACCAGCCUCGAUGAGUUGGAGCGAUGACGCGACAUCGUCACGACAUUCUGCGCGCGAUAGCCCGUCUGUCUGAUCGUAGAACCCGAUCGGUCGAGCCCCGUUUCGACGACGCGAAAGGACCAUCGAGAGAGGCGGAGAUUUCGACGACCGUCGCAACCCGCCCGCAUGAACUUCUACCUCGCAGAGAAGCACUCGCGCACGCACACAACGCGUAAAGAACCGAGGCAUGCCGGAUACAUACGCUUCUUGCGAACAAAGCGCGCGUCGGAGACCGGCCGGAUAUUUCCAAGUAACGCGAGAGGGCCGUCUUCUCGAGAAUCCGUCGGGACGUCUCGAGGAUGAAGAAAAAGAAGAAACGGGAAAAUUGACUAAACGACGCCCGAAGAAUAGCGUUUUCCGCUUUAUCGGUGCGAUAAAUACGAGAGAGGCUUGCACGACACAUAAAACCCGGUAUAUAUAAAACUCCGCUAGAGGAGAGACGAGCUCUUCGUAUCCGUCGGACAAACGUUCGAACGGUGGUCUCCGACGUGCGUUUCAAGCUACAAAACGAAGGUUCUUUCCUCUCGACUGGCAUCGCCGAUAACGUGACGACGAGCGCGAGAGAAAACGCGCUCCCCUUUCCAUCGUGACGUCGUUUAUUCGCCACGCGUCGCGGCUUGAUUCGCGCCGCGGUCGAUAAAUUAGUCUGGAUGCAAGAAAAUUACAAGGACGUCGACGACGACGGAUGAUGGACGAGUCGGUAGAUAGGAGAGCCAGGUCGCAUCGGCGGUUUACUUAAGCUCGUAAUAACGUGAUAGAUCGUCGGGAAGUGGGUCGAUUGAGCGCGCAUCGAUCGACUCUCAGGGGUAGCACGCUAAAUCCUCGCUGCAGAAGAUUGAACUAAAUUUUGCAUCCACUUCGAGGAUGUAGCGAGUUUACCCACGUGACGUAUCGACGACCCGAGCUCCGAUUGCAUCCAUGUUAUCGAGUUAAUACUUCUCUCGAGUGAAGGACUCGCGAUCCUCUUCCAAAUCGUAGCUCCGUCUCCGUCGGGUAUGACGAGAGCGGAAACAAAUUAGAUCGGAUACGGAUCAUCGCUAAUUGGUAAUGACGCAACGUCGGGGCUUCGCUCAUAUAAUGAAACGCGUAAUGCUAUAUAGGGAGAGGGGGGGACAGAUAGAGAGACGGAAUUCCUACGCAGAUUAUAUCGUAAGAACCGACGUAAUGAAACGCCGAGAGAUAACGGAUAAUAGACGUUACCACGUUGGGGAGGGAACGCGGACAAUUGGACCAUGUGAACGCCAGUCGAGAGAACCGAGCCGGAUGGCGUAAAGAAACUUGAGGGGGACGCUCCAAGGGAAAACAAAAGUCGAGAAUUUCGCGAAUGGACGUCCGAUGAUAGAGGGGGGGAAAAAAAAUAGUCCGUAAGCCGAUAGGCACGGAUCGCUAUGUCGAUUACGAUGAUACUUAAAUAGCAGUGGUCUUAUGUUGUUCACCUCUUCUCUCAUGUUCGGCUGUUGUACGCUCGCUAAUCGUUAAGAUUAAGUAACGUUAAGACUUGUACGUAGAUCGCAUGGAAAAAAAAAGAAAAAGAAUCGUACGCAACGUAGACGAUGAUCUUAUAAUAAGGAUACGUACGUACCGUUCGUGUCGUACUGAGUUUUUUAAAAAAA